AGUAAUCAAAACCAGGCUAAAAGAAACAAAGUCAUCGGGCAAUAGCAUAUCAGUUAGCGAGUUCCUUGAGCAACAAAUAGGGUAUGGAGUUGGCAAACAAAGUGGGUGACGCAUUGAACAAAGCUCUAAACAGCAACAAAGUGUUGAACGUAGUUCUAUUGGGUGCAUUUGGAUUGCUAUGUGUGAGAUCAGUACACCAACAAAACAUCAUCCAAGUUCUUGAAACAGAAAAAGAGUCUUUGCUUAAUUCUAAUAAAUCCAUGAAGAAAACUAUGUGGGAUUGGAAGCAACAGCUUUUUGCUGAAGCUGAUUUACCUAAUGCUAUUGUUCCACUUUCCAAGAUUAAAGCAAUCUAUGGUGAAGUCCAAACCAAUACAUCUUCUUCUGGUGGAGAUGCUCAAAAAGGAGAUGGAAAAUCACCUGCACCAGCAUUUGUUGUCUAAAAGCCAUUGUUAUAACUUGUUUGUGAAGAAGGAAGCUAUUUGCUGGCAAAAUAACAAUUGGCCUCUCAGAUCUGUCAAGUAUCAUGCUUGAGUUAGUAGAAUGGGAAGCUGAUCUCAAGGGGGAAAAGUGGUGUAAUGUUGAGUUUUCAUUUCAUCUUGUUUCUAGGAACUUAGUAAUUUACAGCUGUUUUUCCCUCUCUUCUCACGUACACUCUGUAAGGAGAUGGAGGUCCAAUUUUAAGUCGUGGUAUUACAGAUGCUGCUCACUUUUCUA
Lycium barbarum (goji berry) is the source of this 717-nucleotide messenger RNA. RefSeq lists its product as uncharacterized. NCBI's taxonomy places the organism in Eukaryota, Viridiplantae, Streptophyta, Magnoliopsida, Solanales, Solanaceae. Gene Ontology annotation, cellular component: mitochondrion. The record is from RefSeq and is a predicted model, not a curated record. The coding region runs from base 84 to 443 and encodes 119 amino acids. The transcript has 2 exons.